Messenger RNA from Aspergillus costaricaensis CBS 115574, 720 nucleotides. RefSeq names its product Fcf2 domain-containing protein. Lineage: Eukaryota; Fungi; Ascomycota; Eurotiomycetes; Eurotiales; Aspergillaceae. Gene Ontology annotation, molecular function: RNA binding. Gene Ontology annotation, cellular component: nucleolus. Bases 1 to 720 code for a protein of 239 amino acids. The transcript is spliced from 3 exons. The record is from RefSeq and is a predicted model, not a curated record. Gene Ontology annotation, biological process: RNA processing.
AUGACAGGUGCAACAUGCAUUGAACUUACCAGUGUCCCACCACAGGAUGAGGUCAGGUUAAAUGAUGAAGAUAUUGAACAGUUGCUUUGCGAGGCUGAGGAUCGCUUGAGGCCCAGUGAUGCUAGGGUCAAUGCUUCCAAUGCCGAUAGCUUGACCAAUGUGGGUUUGGAAGCAACCUCAGUUCAUAUCCCUAAGUUGGCACCAGGAGGCUCCCUAAGGCCAUAUGUCCGUCAACAAGAUGAUGUUGCAGUUGUGGAAGAUGCCAUCGGAGCAAUGAAUAGCCCCAGCGUCAGAUCGCCACUCGAGAUGCGACCGACUGGAUCUACAUCAAAGCCAAGAUCCAAGGACAAACCCACAGCUGGCAGCGCUUGGUUCGACCUUCCAAAGACGGAGUUGACCACAGAACUCAAGAGAGACCUGCAGUUGCUUCGAAUGCGCUCAGUAUUAGAUCCGAAGAGGCAUUACAAGAAGGAGGGCGGCAAAGCACGCCCUCCUCAGUAUUCUCAAGUAGGAACCGUCAUCGAAGGUCCGACUGAGUUUUUCAGUAGCCGCAUCGCUAAAAGGGAUAGAAAGAAGACUUUCGUUGAGGAAGCACUGGCAGCGGAGCAAGGAAACAAGCGAUUUGAGGCUAAGUACAAGGACAUCCAGUCUCUCAAGCAGAGCGGCAAACGUUCCUACUACAACAAUUUGCGAGCGAAGCGGAACACGAGGAGCAAGUGA